Parasteatoda tepidariorum (common house spider) is the source of this 1455-nucleotide messenger RNA. NCBI's taxonomy places the organism in Eukaryota, Metazoa, Arthropoda, Arachnida, Araneae, Theridiidae. The record is from RefSeq and is a predicted model, not a curated record.
AUGUUUACUGCUGUACCGGGGUUUUUGGUCAAACAAGACGAAGUAAGUUUCCACAAACCUCAACGUUUUGUUUUUCGAAAUGGAUUGAAAAUUGAAGAGAAUCUAGAAGAUAAGGGGCCUAAAAUAAGUCGAGCCUCUUAUCUAGUGGGGAAUGACACUUUUAACUACAACAACGUACCAAGUUUGACUUUCACGGCAUUCUAUCGAGAAAAGUUAGGCGACGAAGAGAAGUCAACGACAAGAUUUCGUAAAUGUAACAUUUCUUACUUUUUAGAAGAUGAUGAAAUGAAAAUAUACGAACCAUGUAACAAGAAUAGCGGACUGCUUCAGGGUUGCAUUGUUGGAAAAGGAAAAUUUAAGAAUCCGGACGGAGGGUACUACACCAUCGAUGAUCUGAACAUUGGAAACACAUUAAUUGUGAAUGGACGGGAAUACACCUUGAUAAACUGUGACCCGUUCACAAGAAAUUUCUUGACCGAAAUGGGAUUCAGGGUGCGAUCACCACAACCAGAUGUCUAUGACGCCAUUACGAUGGACAGGGAAGAGAUGAAUACUCCCAAGUCUUACAGAAAGCCAUUCGUAAAGGAAUACAAGGGGGCCAAUUUUUUAAAGUAUCAUCCGAAGCAGUUGAGAUUCUAUGGCUACUACGGUGAUGGUAAGAAUCUUUUUGAAGAGAGAAAAGAGGUCACGCUCUGCUACGAUCUUGCCAGCAGUAAAAUCAAGUUGGUUGAGGAAAGAGGUCGGAAAGAAGAAAAAGUGACCACCAGCGUUAUUUUGCGACCAACUCUUGUACCGAAAGGAAUAGGAUUUCCCCGGACGGCCAGCAACGUUGAACCCCGAGUUGACAUCCAAUCAAUAAGGCUGUUAAUGAGGGGCUGGGGUAUUCUGUCCCACUCCCCCAGAAGAGCUCUUUCCAGUUCUUGGAGAGUUUGUGGGGGUGUUAGGCGUUCAGCAAUUCAUCUGCCCAGAAUCCUCCAAACAUGCUCACUUGGGUUCAUGUCCGGAGAACAUGCUGUCCUAUCCAUUCGUAUGGUUCCUUCCUUUAAAAGGAAAUCAUUCACCAAGUUAGCACGAUGUGGCUUGCAAUUGUCGUCCAUUAAACAUGACGUCAUCUCUAAUUGCUGCAGCGUAAGGGACUACAAUGGGUCUCAGGAUCUCAUCCCUAUAUCGUCGACCGGUCAGAACUCCAUUUCGAAUGACAUGGAGAUCGGUUCUCCCAUAAAUCGAGAUGCCAGCGUAGACCAUGACUUCCCCACCGCCAAAUUUUACACUUUCGAGCACGAAUGCAGGAUUGUUUCUGGUGCCGCGUUCCUUCCAGAUAAAAAUACGUCUAUUAUUAAAAUAAACAGAAAAACGGGACCUGUUAAAGAAAAGAAUAUCGCGCCAUUCAUUUCUCCUCCAGUUCACAUGCUUUGUUGUCCACUCCCUGCGGGCGAGACGGUGCCUUGCUGUUAA